Scutellospora calospora is the source of this 240-nucleotide messenger RNA. The record is from the annotation of a GenBank genome assembly. Lineage: Eukaryota; Fungi; Glomeromycota; Glomeromycetes; Diversisporales; Gigasporaceae.
AUGAUUAAAAAAAGCUUGAAACAAAUUUACAAUAACCUAUUAGAACAUCCAGAAAAAAAUGAAAUUGUUAAAGAAUUAUGUAAACUAUAUAAUGAAGAAAGAUCCAAAGGCAAAAAUCCAGAUCAAAUUCUUGAUACAUUGGAUAAAUUUCUAGUAAAAAAAAAGCAGAAUCCAGAUAAUAUCAUAAUUUGGUUCUUGAAUAAUAAAAUAUCUUCUACGGUUCAAACUAAUAAUAAAUGA